GCCUAAUGGACCUUGAACUAUGUCUAAAUUUCAUACUUAUAGGAAAAGCUGAAUGUAAGAUUCUAACACUCACCCUUUUAAAUUUUUUCCCAGUUUCAGCCUCUUCAUUAUCUUGUGUGUCCCAUAUUCCUCUUUCCACUCUCUUCCUCUGUCCCCCUGUACAAUCUCAACACUUCAGGCUAUCAAAUGAGGGGCAUGGAUAGUCUUCAUCAUUUUGGGUAUAACGCCUCUUCCAUGUAAGUGCCGUUUACGUAUCCGCAUACCUUUUGGAGCUUUCCUUUCUUCACCUCCAAACCCCCACCUCCCCAAACUGAACCAUUCUAAGAUUUCUUAGCCAUUCCUGGUAGUUUCAUACAUCACCUGGUAUCUCACGUCUCUCACUGCUCUAGUAAGAAGGUGUGCAGGUUGGGCAUCAUGGCAAGAUGGUGUCAAGGGGCUUACAUAUGUUUUUGCAUUAUAAUAAAAUGUGCAAUUUAGUGUACAGUUAGGGGUCAAAUUCUGAUAGAAUCCUCUUUCUGCUUGGAGAAUUCAGUGGUCAUGUUUCAGAAUGGUUUGUUACCAAAAUCUGCUGCUGCAAGGAAGGCUUCUGGUUCCAUUGUUCUGAGUGGAGGUUACGCGUUUCUUUUUAUCUGAAUCAGAAGAAACCAAGAAAGUGACUAAUGGAAAUAAAGAAAAGGAGUUUGAAAGGCAGGGACUGUUAACAGCAACAGAAAUACUGGAAAAGGAAAACAUUAAGCUAAGAAACAGCACAAAGUGCAGGUAUGAAACAGCAAAGCCUGAACAUGAAAACAUGAAAAUGUAAGCAAUUGUGUAUGGACAAUUCAGGCGAAAUGACUCUGAAAACAAAUCUGGUUACUGGAGCUUUGGGUUGCUGGGCAGGGGGAGAUACUGGAAAAUAAAAACUAUCACCUGCUGUCUUCCUCAUUGUAUUCUUAGCAUCCAGCAUAGUGCAUAUUUGUGUACGAAAUAUAACACUGGCCAAACUACCCAAUGUUUUCAGAUAAACUAUACGUUUCUGUGCCACAGUCACUUCCAUGCCCCACAGGCCCCAUCUACGGCAGGAUUCGUGGGAAAAAUGACCUGAUUUAAAGGAAUGCAGGGGGCAUGGACCAGCACAGUUUAUCUGGCUACAUGGAGGGUGGAAAACGAGAAGAGAAAACCAGCUCAGUUGAGCAGCUAUGAGACCACCUUUGAAGUACGUCUUUUAUAUUAUUGCCUGCCAGCUCCUUCCCAACUUCUGUCUCCACCUCGUCCACCCGAGGCAACGGAGGAGUCAGCCAGGGGGAGUUCUGUUGUAACAGGGAAGUCUCUUGAGGGCAGUAGUCUCCUCUCUCUUGGCGUUUCUCGCCGGCACCUGCCGCGCUGCCCCUCGAGCCUCUGCAAAGAUGCAGAGGUCGAAGCACGUUGUUGUGCGGUGCUGAAACGCUCCCAGAUUCCGCCUCGCGCUCCUGGUCCCUAACACCAGCUGGGAUCCUGGGAUCACCUCUAGGAUCCCUGUGGGUGUUCCCGUCCCUUCCUUAGAUUUUCCUCUUCCCCAGCUCCAGGCCCGCUCCUCCCGCCGACGCCUGGCACCCGAGGGGCGUCCUGGGCUCUACGCGGUCCACCCAGCCCCCGGCCACCCGGCAGCGCGGGCCGGGCGGGGAGGGGCGGGGGAGGGGCGGAAGGCGGGAAGCCGAGUCCGGGGCGCGGGAGCUCACGCGGCACGUUGCCCCGCGCGGGAUUUGUCGCUUUCAGCUGCAGCCGCUGCAGCGGCGGCGGUAAGAAGGGUGGAGGGUGGUGAGAAGUGCUGGCACCCCGGCCGGGAAGGGGGGCCGCCAGGCUGUGCCAGCAGAGCCAGAGGGGUGCUCGGCGCUGCCCCGCCCUCCUUCCGGGAGCGAGGAUGCAGACUCCGAAACUGGCGCUGCUGGGCUGAGGCGGAGGCAGGGGAGUUGCAGCGCGCCGCUCGGUGAGUGUGUCUCCUGAGCGCAGAGAGGCGGGGGAGGCGGAGGACGAGGACGAGGAGGGGGAGGGGGAGGAGGAGGAGGAGGCGAAGGGGGAGAAUGCCCGGAGCCGCCGCUGCCGCCGCCGCCGCCGCCGCGAUGCUCCCGGCUCAGGAGGCUGCGAAGCUGUAUCACACCAACUAUGUGCGGAACUCUCGGGCCAUCGGCGUGCUGUGGGCCAUCUUCACCAUCUGCUUUGCCAUCGUCAACGUGGUGUGCUUCAUCCAGCCCUACUGGAUCGGCGACGGCGUGGACACCCCGCAAGCCGGCUAUUUCGGGCUCUUCCACUACUGCAUCGGCAACGGUUUCUCCCGGGAGCUGACCUGCAGGGGCAGCUUCACGGACUUCUCCACGCUGCCCUCGGGCGCCUUCAAAGCCGCCUCCUUCUUCAUCGGCCUCUCCAUGAUGCUCAUCAUCGCCUGCAUCGUUUGCUUUACCCUCUUCUUCUUCUGCAACACGGCGACCGUGUACAAGAUCUGUGCCUGGAUGCAGCUCACCUCCGCUGCCUGCCUUGUGCUUGGUUGUAUGAUUUUCCCUGAUGGCUGGGAUUCAGAAGAAGUAAAACGGAUGUGUGGAGAAAAGACAGACAAGUACACUCUUGGGGCUUGUUCAGUCCGCUGGGCAUACAUCCUGGCCAUUAUUGGGAUUUUGGAUGCCCUGAUCCUCUCAUUUCUGGCAUUUGUGCUUGGCAACCGACAAGACAGCUUGAUGGCAGAGGAACUGAAGGCAGAAAACAAAGAUGAUGGAAAUGCUUAAAGCAAACUAAGGUAGUGUGAGACCACACCAUUUCUGCUAAGCCAAUAUUCUCUAGAAUGAGCACAAGCUAAACAAAUCGAAUAACAGCUUUUGUACAUCACCAUCAAGAAGGAAGAUGCUUGGGAGAGAUCAGAGUACAGAAAUGGACAUGAACAAGAGUGAAGCAUCCAGUUGUCAAAGCCCCUUCUAAAUCUAGAUCAGCAGAUAUGGGAGUGAUUUUCUAGAAGGAGAUGUGAUUAUGGAUUAAACACCAGCUCACUGGAAACUAUCAUUGAAUAAGAUCAGAUAACAUUCAUGAGAAAUUACAUUCAUGAGAAAUCACAUUCAGGAAAUAUUUCAAGGAAGAGAAACAUAAAUGUGCUAGAAUUAACAUGUAAAAUAUAUAUAUAUAUAUGUACUGAGGUUUGUAAGCUGUCCUUUUUUAAUCAAACUGAAAACAAAAAGCUUUAACCUUUCAACAUUAUCUUAAAAAAGGCAGUCAAUCCUAAAUCAUUCCUAUCUCAGUAGCCAAGAGGCUGAGCAAGCAUCAUUUAUUGAGGAAACAUCUUAGAAAAUGCCUCUGAAUAUCUUCUUAGGAGCCAUGACCUAGGUUCCCCCAUCUCUGCUGUUCAUUUAUUUCACUGUGUAAUUAGUUACAACCACUCAGUUAAGAGAUGUAACACUUCACACUUUUUACCGAAUCUGUGUUCCAUUUAAUGUCUGUACAAGUUAUUACUGAGAAAGUGUUUCUGACAUAAACUAUUACUCCAUCAAGCUGUAUAUUACAGGAAGAACAUCUUUACAUCAUAGGUUCCCAAGCAACAUAGAUUUCCCUAUCUUUCAGGAAAUAGCAUCAAGGAACUCUGAAAAACAUAGAAAGCUCAUUUUCACUUUCGAUGCUCACAUGUAAUAUAUAGGCUGCUAUCAAAUAAAUACUUUUUCUAAUUCUCCCUAGUAUAUGCAUAAGAAUUUAAUACACUUUAUAAAUAAGCAUUGAAAAUCUCUCCUGUUUUUGUUUCUAUUUCUUUGCCAAACAUGUCAUCAGAAAUCCACAUAUAUUCUUUCUUUACCUUACUGACAGGCACUCAUUUUAUUAAAAAAAAAAAAAUCAUCCCAUUAAACCUAUUUCUAAAUGAUAGUAAGUGGUACUAACUAAAUAAACAAUAAUUUAAUAGCCUUAGAAAUAAGUGAAUAUAUACUUAUACAGGUCAAGAUAAACUUGGUAGGAGUAAGUUGCCUUUCUGUUUACUAACGUUGGUUUCAAAAUACCCAAAAUUUUUUUAUUUGGUUGGCAUUUGAAAGUAGUUACAACUGAUCAGUUGUUUUCAACAAUCUUUAGCUUCCAGGCUCUCCUCACCCACCUCACCACAUAACCUGCCAGUGCAACAACAGGAAAAAUUUAAUAUUGAAGUAGCCAAUUGCUUGAGAAUGAACACAAGCUAAACUGUACAUGCAGGAGUAAUCAGUGUAAGCCACACCAUGUUCUAUACUUGACCAGAAAAUAUACCUUCAUUUUUAGACUAAAAAUUAAGAUUAAAUUAGCAUAUAUCACUGGAGCACCCAUGGAGUAUAAUAUAAGAAGUGAUAUAGACCGGGGUUGAUUUCUCUUACCCUCUGUCUAUUAGGACCGCACUUCUAUUUUUGCCAAAUGUUUUGCUACUAGCCAUCUUUUCACCAUAAAUGUGAUUAUGUUUCAAAUGGCUAAAAGUAUAUUACAGGUAUGCUCAAAUGAGUAAAAUCCAAUUCACAAAGAUAAGGAUUUUCUAAAGAACCAAAUUAAGGGAAUAUUUAUUAUCUCUAAAAUAUUAGCCCCUCUGGGAGUUAUUUGUUGCUUUAAAUAUUAGCUCUCCCACUGCAUUCAAAACACCCUACUUACCAAAUUUAAUUAUACACAACUUUUGAAGAAUUCAUCUUUUAUUUAAAGGGAGGUACCUCUCUACUUUAUCUGCAAUAAAAAUAGAAGGUAUUGGCUUUCUCUUAUCCAUGUAAAUUACAGAUUCCACUGGGAGUUUUACAUCACAAAUAGUGGUGUUUACAAAAAUGAAAAAGUGUUUCCAAGCCACAUACAAAUGUUUUUAAACAGUUUUUUCCAUAAAACCUAAGUGUAAUUUAAUUUAGCACACCACAGUGCUCUGAAGAUGGGUCAUUGAUGAUGUACCAUCUGUACAUAGCUAAUACACAUGUAUAUCACUAAAUGUUAACUAACUAUAAGAAGUAUGUUUUUAUCUUUUUUUAAAAAAUAAAGUGACUCCCUUUCUCAUUCUGUUCUGUUGUAUUGCGUCUAAAAGUUGUGUGUAAUUUUUUUAAGGU
Messenger RNA from Rhinolophus ferrumequinum (greater horseshoe bat), 5024 nucleotides. RefSeq names its product LHFPL tetraspan subfamily member 3 (gene LHFPL3). The coding region runs from base 2040 to 2735 and encodes 231 amino acids. The record is from RefSeq and is a predicted model, not a curated record. Lineage: Eukaryota; Metazoa; Chordata; Mammalia; Chiroptera; Rhinolophidae. Gene Ontology annotation, biological process: sensory perception of sound. Gene Ontology annotation, cellular component: plasma membrane. The transcript has 4 exons.